AUGGUGAAGGAAAGAAAGUACUAUGAUCUGCUCGGUGUACCUGUGACCGCAACUGAGGCGGAAAUAAAAAAGGCCUACCGCCAAAAGGCCCUUAAGUAUCACCCAGACAAAAAUCCGGAUAGCGCAGAUAAGUUCAAAGAAAUUUCUCAAGCAUUUAUGGUUCUGAGCGACCCUGAAAAAAGAGAAAUAUAUGAUACAAGAGGAGAGCAAGGAAUUAAGGAGGGUGGAGUUGAGUCAGGUGGAAUGGCUGACCCAAUGGAUAUAUUCCAAAUGUUCUUCGGGGGUGGUCGUUCUCGCGGACCCCGUCGAGGAAAAGACUGUGUGCACCAGUUAUCAGUGACUUUAGAAGAGCUAUACAAUGGCAGUGUUAGAAAACUUGGAGUUACGCGAAAAGUUAUUUGUGAUCAGUGUCAAGGUCGUGGUGGCAAGGCGGGUGCUGUUGUAACCUGUCGUACGUGUCGCGGAACAGGCAUUCAGACUCACGUUCGCCAGUUAAACGUCGGAUUUGUGCAGCAGAUACAGACCACUUGCAGUGCGUGCAAGGGUGAGAAAGAGAUUAUUGAUCCAAAGGAUUGUUGCAAAAAGUGUGAAGGCAGAAAAGUUGUCCGCGAAACCAAGGUGAUUGAAGUCCCAAUAGACAAAGGAAUGACCGAUGGUCAAACAAUCAAAUUUCAUGACGAAGGUGAUCGCGAACCGGGCCUAGAACCUGGUGAUCUUAUCAUUACCCUUGAUGAGCAACCGCAUAGCCGUUUCAUCAGACGUCGAAACGACUUGAUACACACCAUAGAAUUAUCACUCUCUGAAGCCUUGUGUGGCUUCCAGCGGACGAUACGAACAUUAGAUGAUCGGACACUAGUGAUAACUUCCAGACCCGGUGAGGUGUAUACUAAUAAGGACUUUCGUGCGAUUGAAGGAGAGGGAAUGCCAAGAUACAAAAACCCGUUCGACAAAGGCCGACUCAUCAUAAAGUUCGACAUAGUAUUCCCGAAGAAUGGAUUUCUUCCAAAGACCCAACUGGAAUCGUUGCGAAAGUUACUUCCUCCACCUACCUGUAUCGAAGAUAUUCCCGAAGAUGCAGAAUCGGUUGAGUUGCAUCCGUUCGAUCCCGAGUUUGACCACCAGCAACAGGAACGCCGAGGAGAAGUAUACGAAGAUGUGGAUGGUUCUGAGAGUUCCAACCCGCGAGUUCAGUGUGCAUCUGCUUAA
This is a messenger RNA of Schistosoma rodhaini, 1206 nucleotides long. The record is from the annotation of a GenBank genome assembly. NCBI's taxonomy places the organism in Eukaryota, Metazoa, Platyhelminthes, Trematoda, Strigeidida, Schistosomatidae.